CCCCGAACCUUGAGCCGCGGCCGGAAACCGGCCCGGCGCGGUCGCCGGAGUCCGGGCACCAGCUCCAGCCCAGGACGCGCGAGCCGGGCACGCCAUGGCCGGGCCGCGGGGCGCGCUGCUGGCCUGGUGCCGCCGCCAGUGCGAGGGUUACCGCGGCGUGGACAUCCGCGACCUGAGCAGCUCCUUCCGGGACGGCCUGGCUUUCUGCGCCAUCCUGCACCGGCACCGGCCCGACCUGAUAGACUUCAAAUCACUCUCCAAGGACAAUGUCUUCGAGAAUAACCGUUUGGCCUUUGAAGUGGCUGAAAAGGAGCUGGGGAUCCCUGCCCUCCUGGACCCCAAUGACAUGGUCUCCAUGAGUGUCCCCGACUGCCUCAGCAUUAUGACCUAUGUGUCCCAAUACUACAACCACUUCACCGGUCCUGGCCAAGCUGCUGUUUCCUCACCUGGAAAGGACCCAACAUCCCCUUCCCCCACAUCUACAUCACCUGCUGCACACCCAGGAGCUGAAGUUCAGGGUGAGGAGCUCUCUUCAGACAGCCUGUCGGAGCAGGGUGCUCAGCAGCCCCCCAGCAGUGUGUGUGCAGCCUGUGGGCAGCGAGUGCAUCUGGUGCAGCGGUACCUGGCUGAGGGCAGGCUCUACCACCGGCACUGCUUUCGGUGUCGGCAGUGUUCCAGCACGCUGCUCCCAGGUUCUUACAGGAGUGGACCUGAGGAGGGCACCUUUGUGUGUGCAGAGCGCUGUACUAGGCCGGGCCCAGGCGGCCGGUUGGGCACUAGGCCCCUCUCGCAGCAACAGCAGCAGGUGACAGAAGCCAAGGAUGAAGAGGAAGGUGAUCUCAGCCGCAGUACAGCUGCAACUGCUGAAGCAGAUGGACCCCAGGCUAGCCCUGAAGCACAGCUCCAGAUCCUCACCAAGCCACCGCUACCCACCAAGCCCCAGGAGCUGGCCAGCCCCCCUGUUGGCCGGCCCACACCUGCCCCUAGGAGAGCUUCUGAGAGCUCAGUCUUAACACCCCCAACACCACGGCCCCGGUCCAGCCUGCAGCAGGACAGCCUGGUGGAGCAGGGUAGUGGCAGCGGCCUAGUGAAUGGAAGACUGCAGGAACCCCCUAUCCCUAAGCCGAGAGGGACACCCAAGCUGUCAGAGAGGACAACAGCACCUAAGAAGGACCCUCCGUGGAUCACACUGGUGCAGGCAGAGCCAAAGAAGAAGCCAGCCCCACUGCCCCCCAGCAGCCCUGCACUGUCAAGCCGGGCCAGCAGGCAGGUGGAGAAUGGUGGCAUGGAGGAGGGGCUCCAGCAGAACCCAGUAGCUGUCCGAGAGCCCAAGCCCUACAACCCCUUUGAGGAAGAGGAGGAGGAAGAAGAGUCAGCCCCACCAGUACCCAGUCCAGCCCCAGCAGCAUCCAGUCUAGCCCCAGCAGCACCCAGUCCUGCCUCAGUCUCACUGGAGUCUACACCCAAGUCCCUGCACCCCUGGUAUGGCAUCACGCCUACCAGCAGCCCCAAGACAAAGAAGCGCCCUGCCCCAAGAGUACCCAGCGCAUCCCCGCUCGUGCUCCACGCCUCCCGCCUGUCACACUCAGAGCCUCCCUCGGCCACACCAUCACCAGCCCUCAGCGUGGAAAGCCUGUCAUCUGAAAGCUGUAGCCAGACUGCCAAUCAAGGGCUUCUGGAGCCGCCUGCUGUGCCCAAGAGCUCCUCAGAGCCCGCUGUGCAUGCACCAGGUGCUCAUGGAACCCCAGGAAACUCUGCCAGCCCCUCAGCCAACUCAUCCUUAUCUUCUUCUGGGGAACUAGUGCAGCCUGGUGGUGAACAGUUGCCACAGGCCAGGACCAGGGGCAGCCCAGGUACCAAGCCCUGCAGUGGUGCUACCCCUAACCCCCUUUUGUUGGCUGGAGACCGGAGCCCUGCACCCUCUCCAGGGAGCUCGUCACCCCAGUUGCAGGUCAAGUCUUCUUGCAAGGAGAAUCCUUUCAACCGGAAGCCAUCUCCCUCAGCAUCUCCAACUCCAAGGAAGGCCACCAAAGGAGCCAAGCCAGUGAGGCCACCUGCCCCUGGACACGGCUUUCCACUCAUCAAACGCAAGGUCCAAGCUGACCAGUACAUUCCUGAGGAGGACAUCUAUGGAGAGAUGGACACCAUUGAGCGCCAGCUGGAUGCCCUGGAACAUCGUGGAGUUCUGCUGGAGGAGAAACUGCGUGGUGGAGCGAAUGAGGGCCGUGAGGAUGACAUGCUGGUGGACUGGUUCAAGCUCAUCCACGAGAAGCACCUGCUGGUGCGGCGAGAGUCGGAGCUCAUCUAUGUCUUCAAGCAGCAAAACCUGGAGCAGCGCCAGGCUGACGUGGAGUAUGAGCUCCGGUGCCUUCUCAACAAGCCGGAGAAGGACUGGACAGAAGAGGAUCGGGUCAGAGAGAAAGUGCUGAUGCAGGAGCUUGUGACCCUCAUCGAGCAGCGCAACGCCAUUGUCAACUGCCUGGACGAGGACAGGCAGAGAGAAGAAGAAGAAGACAAGAUGUUGGAAGCCAUGAUCAGAAAGAAAGAGUUCCAGAGGGAGACUGAGCCUGAGGGGAAGAAGAAGGGGAAGUUCAAGACCAUGAAGGUGCUGAAGCUUCUGGGAAACAAGCGUGACACCAAGAGCAAGUCCCCUGGGGACAAAAGCUGACAGCGGGACAGAACAGCUAGAGAAACAAGCCUUAGCAAGGGAAGCCUCGAGGCCAGAACAGCACUUUGCAGCCCUCAGACCUGCCACUAGGGAAGAUGACCUUGGGAGGGAGUCUCUAGGUGAGCUUUGCCCUCCUCAGGGUCUUCCAGCUGGUCUGGGCCAAAGUUUUCUUCCCUCUUUCCUGCAUUCCAGAUAGCUGUUACUCAGCCCUGACCAGUUGGACUCUGUCAACUCCAGAUGCUGUGACUGGCCCAAGGGGCAAGCAGGGAUGCAGGGGUCCAGAGCAGCUCCUUGGCUUUUUUUAAUCAGGCCAGAUGGAGUCUUCACUGUCAGUCCUGCUCAUAAGCCCUGAUCUGGGGCACCUUGCAGCAGGCCAGCAGCAGGGCUGGCAGCCCCAGCUUCUUCCUCUCCAACCAUGGCCCUACAUCCCUGCCUUCCUGUCCAGUGCAGGUGCCCUUAAAACUUACAUCUCCUCACUCAGGAGCUCUAUUUAUGAAGUUUUAGUUCUAGCUCAUUACUGGGUGGUCUGUGUUGUGUCAGAUGGGAAUGGGCCUGAUGGGCAGGUCCUUCCUCCCUUGCCUCAGAGUUCUAAAGCAGGGCAGACCUUUGCCUCAUCUUCCUUGUUCAUCUACCACACAUGGCCAUGAUGGCUUUGCUGGGGCAAGUGGGUGCCCUGUUAGCUGCCCCAGUCAAAAUUCUGGUCCUGAUCAGCCUAGGAAGGUGCUUACCACCUCUGGGUAGGUGCUAAUCCUGGUUCUGUAAUAUGUUGUAGUCUGACAUCUAAUUCAGGCCUUGCUUCCCACCCCACGCCCAGGAGAUGGGCCCAUUCACAUCUGUCAUCAGUGCCAGUCUGUCUUCUCUGUUGUCUGUUCCCUCCUCAACUCAUUCCCACCCAAGGACUGAUGACUGCCCACCUACUGGAUGGGUGAAGGAGAGGAAAAAGUGAUGGGGUACCACUGUGCCCGUGGAAUGUGCCUGGCAGCUCAUGGUCAAAGCACUCUUGAAGCUCUCUGGGACUUCUGUAUACUUCCCUCAUACAUUUUGGGGAAGGAGCGCACCGUACACCAACAAUGAAUGGAGACAACCUCAGUUGCCAGUGCCUUGCAGCCUUGGGCACAGCCACAUCUGCCUUCUUGCCUGUCUUUGCCACACCUUGUGGCCAGGCAUCUGGUCACCCAGGAGGGUCUGGGAUUGUCCAUCAGUGCAAACUUGACCGUCACUGCCUACCACUGGGUAGGAUCCUCUUCCUAUGCAUAUGGAGAGGUGGUUGCCUGAACCUGUGUGGUCCCUGCAAGUCUUCCCACAUGCACCUGCAGUAGGGGUGUGGGUGUAUGUUUGUGUCACCAUCUUGAAGACCAUUCAGCGGGAUCUUGUGACCUAGCUGGUGUAACCCUGGGUGAGGCUGUCUCAAUGUCAAGUGAGGUCCUAUGCUUCAAGGGAAUAGCCUCCCUCAUUGAAGUCCAUUAUAACCAGUGAGAGUGAAUGUGUGCCCAGUUGCUUCCUAAAUUGUUUCCAGUUUUCUCAAGAAACCCAGAAUCCAGUUUUCUCCUUUUCUUUUCUUUUCUUUUCUUUUCUUCUUUUCUUUUCUUUUCUUUUUUCUUUUCUUUUCUUUUUUGUU
Messenger RNA from Nannospalax galili (Upper Galilee mountains blind mole rat), 4286 nucleotides. RefSeq names its product MICAL like 1 (gene Micall1). The record is from RefSeq and is a predicted model, not a curated record. The transcript has 16 exons. Gene Ontology annotation, molecular function: protein binding. Lineage: Eukaryota; Metazoa; Chordata; Mammalia; Rodentia; Spalacidae. The coding region runs from base 95 to 2668 and encodes 857 amino acids.